This is a messenger RNA of Hipposideros armiger (great roundleaf bat), 1378 nucleotides long. RefSeq names its product carbonic anhydrase 6 (gene CA6). The transcript has 9 exons. NCBI's taxonomy places the organism in Eukaryota, Metazoa, Chordata, Mammalia, Chiroptera, Hipposideridae. Bases 142 to 1107 code for a protein of 321 amino acids. Gene Ontology annotation, molecular function: carbonate dehydratase activity; zinc ion binding. The record is from RefSeq and is a predicted model, not a curated record.
GAGUGGCCUACUCCAUGAAGUAGAAGGUCCAGUCAGCAGGACAUACAAAUGCAACUUCCAAUUCCAACAACAGGCCCUUUGUUUCUGAGCUUUUAAAAGAAGAGCUUCUGGAAUCGGUCCUGACUCGAGACCUGCAGCACCAUGACGACUCUGGUGACACUGCUGUCUCUGCUCCUCCUGGGAGCCCUGGCCCAGCACGGGUCCGACUGGACGUACUCAGACGGGGCGCUGGACCAAGCACACUGGCCCACGGAGUAUCCCCUCUGUGGGGGGAAGAGGCAGUCGCCCAUCAACCUGCAGAGAAAGAAGGUGCAGUACAAUCCCUUGCUGACGGCUCUGAACCUGACCGGCUACGAAGCACAAGGGGGCGAGUUCCCCAUGAUCAACAAUGGCCACACAGUGCAGAUCAGCCUGCCCCCCACCAUGCGCAUGACGGCCGCCGAUGGCACCGAGUACAUAGCCCUGCAGAUGCACUUCCACUGGGGCGGCGCAUCCUCCGAGAUCAGUGGCUCUGAGCACACCAUCGAUGGGAUCAGAUAUGUGACUGAGAUUCACGUCGUGCACUACAAUUCUAAAUACAGUAGCUACGAUAUAGCCAAGAACGAGCCGGAUGGUCUGGCUGUGCUGGCAGCCCUCAUUGAGGUCAAGGAAUACACUGAAAACACUUAUUACAGCGACUUCAUUUCUCACUUGAAAAACGUCAGGUAUGCAGGACAAAGCACUGUUCUGAGCGGCCUUGACAUUCAGGACAUGCUGCCUGCAAACCUCUACUACUAUUACAGCUACUGGGGGUCACUCACCACUCCUCCCUGUACCGAGAAUGUCCUCUGGUUUGUGCUGUCAGAUACCGUGAAGCUCUCCAGGGCACAGGUUUGGAAGCUAGAGAAUUCACUGUUGGAUAGCCACAACAAGACACUCCGCAAUGAUUACCGGAGGACCCAGCCCCUGAACAACAGAGUGGUAGAAGCCAACUUCAUAUAUCACCCUGAAUAUAGACAUCAUCUAGGCGUUGAGCUCCAGUUUUACCUACGCAAGAUCAACAGUAAUGUUGAGUACUUGAAAAAAUAUAUUGAACAGAAGAAAGCAAAGAGAAAAAGCCAGGAUUGAUGAGCUAGUACAGGAAGAGUUGGCUUUUCCCUGAGCCCACUCCCUGCCCUGAAUCUGAAAAACCCUGUGUGUCCGGGUCACAACUCUCCCUGAGGCACCUGUUGAGUUUCUGAUUAAAACAGGGGAAACCAUCAUCUACAAAAGGAGGUGAGAUGGUUUGAAUGUAUGAGAAGGCACUUGAGUUGGACAACCCAAAGGAAAUGGGUUGGAAUAGGAAUUUAAUGAUCCUCCUGUCAAAUCACGCAUGUUGAUCUUUCUAAAUUAUAAAUCA